AACAAAAAUCCCAAAACCCUAAACCAGUACCCACUCCGUGUUACUUGGAACACAACUUCACUAACUGCUAGAGACAACAGCGAACUGACUGCGCUCACCGAGUGAACUCGCCUUCCAUGGAAGACUCUUCGAAAGAUCUGUCUGUAUUGACAGAUUUGAAGAAGGAAGGGGUCCUAGCUUCACAGCCGCCUCCGAACUCGAAUGGAACUACUCAACGAACACCGAAAGAGUUGGUGGCCCGAGCCAUUGCACCUAUAAAGCCAGAGUUUCUUCGACCUCCACCACCCUCUAGAACCACCCAAAACGAUGCCGCCUCCGACGCCAAUGCCAACGCCAAGCAACCCCAGGCUAAUUUAGUCAAGGAGAAGAAAUCGAAACGGCAAAUCAAACGAGAGCGUCGUCAGGAGCAAAAAUCUGCUUCGAAUCUAUGUCCAGAGAUAGCUAAGACGGGAGAUGUUAAUGCUUGUUCUUAUAAAGAUAAAUGUCGUUUCAGCCAUGACAUAGAAGCCUUUUUGGCUCAGAAACCAGCUGAUUUGGAGGGUGACUGCCCAUUUAUAAAAGCCGAUGCACCAUGCCCUUAUGGCUUAGCCUGUAGAUUUGUCGGCACCCAUAAGGAUGGUGCUUCUGCAGCUACUUCUAAUUUGUUGAAGAAAUGCUCUGAAGUCAAUGGACUAAGCAAAGAUGUUCAGAAGCUUUUGUGGAAGAACAAAAUGCGCUUUACUAAAGCAGAUGGUGUACUCAAAUCUCUUGGACUAAUGGGGCCCAACUGGAAAAAGAAGCAGCUAGUAGAUAAGGAGGAAGAUGAAGUUGGUUUAAGCGGUUCUCAUGCUGCUGAUGAACUUGAAUGCAAAAAAGUGGCUGAUGAUUCAAUGGACUGUUCUGAAUGUCCUUCGAAAUUGUCAGCAGCAGUAAAUGCAGAGGAUGCAUGUGCAACUGAUGAGUUUAGACCCUCAAAGAAGGCAAAAUGUGUGGCUGACGAAAAAUGCUCUGAUGAAGUGGAGGGUGAUGCAACUGUUUUGGAGAAGGAUAGUGAAAAAGAUUUUGCUGAAAUGACCGAUGAUGUAGUUGCAGAACCUGAUAGGAGCCUCAAGAUACACCCUCGUGAAAAGAUGCUCAUUGAUUUUAGAGAAAAGCUGUAUCUUGCUCCUCUAACAACUGUUGGGAAUCUUCCUUUUCGUAGGGUAUGCAAAACAUUAGGUGCAGAUGUGACAUGCGGUGAAAUGGCAAUGUGCACCAAUCUUUUGCAGGGUCAAGCUUCAGAAUGGGCUCUGCUGAGGCGACAUUCAUCUGAGGAUUUGUUUGGAGUUCAGAUAUGUGGGGCAUAUCCUGACACUAUAGCACGUACUGUUGAACUUAUAGAAAAGGAGUGUACAGUGGACUUCAUUGACAUUAACAUGGGGUGCCCAAUUGAUAUUGUUGUCGAUAAGGGGGCUGGAUCUUCUCUUCUAACAAGACCAGCACGUAUGAAAGGAAUAAUUCAAGCAGCUUCCAGCACUGCUGAUAGACCUAUAACUGUUAAGGUGAGAACAGGUUACUUUGAAGGUAAAAACCGCAUUGAUUCGUUGAUUGCAGAUAUUGGCAGUUGGGGUGCUACUGCAGUGACAAUACAUGGUCGAUCACGUCAGCAACGCUACAGUAAACUUGCUGAUUGGGAUUAUGUAUACCAGUGUGCUCGGAAGGCCCCUAGUGCACUGCAAGUUUUAGGGAAUGGGGAUGUUUUCUCAUAUUUAGAUUGGAACAAGCAUAUAUCUGACUGCCUUGAGCUCUCUUCAUGUAUGAUUGCUCGAGGGGCAUUGAUUAAGCCUUGGUUAUUUACUGAAAUCAAGGAACAGAGGCAUUGGGAUAUCAGUUCACAGGAGCGGUUGAAUAUUUUUAAGGACUAUGUACGUUUUGGCCUAGAGCAUUGGGGAUCUGACAAAAAGGGUGUGGAAACAACUAGGCAUUUCUUGUUGGAAUGGCUUAGCUACACAUGCAGGUAUAUACCUGUUGGUCUUUUAGAUGUCAUUCCCCAACGGCUGAAUUGGCGUCCUCCCUCAUACUAUGGGCGUGAUGACCUUGAGACCCUAAUGGCGUCCGAUUCUGCAGCUGACUGGAUCCAAAUAUCUGAAAUGCUGCUUGGCAAGGUUCCAGAUGGUUUCACAUUUGCACCAAAGCACAAAUCCAAUGCUUAUGAUCGUGCGGAAAAUGGCUAAUUAGUGUGCCAUUAAUUUAAUAUUACUGCACUUUUAUGAAUUUAAGCCUGCUGGUUUGAACGCAGAUUAUGUUUUUCAUUCCUGAAUUAAAUUUAAUUACAGAACUGAAUAAAGGUGAUUUUGCAAUUCUUAAAUUUUGUAGUGAAGUUGGUAGUUUAAGUAGCACAAACGAGCACCUCAUACUUGUUCCUGCUUCUUAGUUAGCUUCUAUUAU
Molecule: messenger RNA, 2406 nt
Organism: Hibiscus syriacus
Lineage: Eukaryota; Viridiplantae; Streptophyta; Magnoliopsida; Malvales; Malvaceae
Product: tRNA-dihydrouridine(47) synthase [NAD(P)(+)]-like
Exons: 10
Coding region: 117-2192 (691 amino acids)
Biological process (GO): tRNA processing
Molecular function (GO): metal ion binding; tRNA dihydrouridine synthase activity; flavin adenine dinucleotide binding
Source: RefSeq, a predicted model, not a curated record